Cladophialophora psammophila CBS 110553 is the source of this 1536-nucleotide messenger RNA. RefSeq lists its product as uncharacterized. The record is from RefSeq and is a predicted model, not a curated record. Gene Ontology annotation, molecular function: protein binding. The transcript has a single exon. NCBI's taxonomy places the organism in Eukaryota, Fungi, Ascomycota, Eurotiomycetes, Chaetothyriales, Herpotrichiellaceae. The coding region runs from base 1 to 1536 and encodes 511 amino acids.
AUGGCUAGACCUGUGAGAACCGGGCUCGAAGCUGAGCAGCCAUUUGUUGUGACAGCAGUGCUCCGCUGUGAGAGUCUUCAAGCCAUGACGCCUCCAACUCGCUCAGCUUAUCCGCCGUCAUUGGCUGACUGGGAAGAGCACAAGCCCAUCAUUCAACACCUGUACGUCCGAGAGGGGCGAAAUCUCUCUGAGGUCCAGAGAACUCUGUGUCAAAAAUACCAUUUCAAGGCUUCGUACGGCGGGCAACUUCUGCGGUCAUUGUUUUCCACCCUGCUGAUCUCGUCUAGGUGCCGCUCGUACAAGAACAAACUCAGAUCUUGGGGGAUACGCAAAUACUAUCGAGGGGGAACUCCACAGUCGAAUCUGCCGGGCAUCUUGUUUGAUCCCGACACAGCGUUGGUGUCUAGCUUCAACAGUGAUAUUUCCACAGGGCAGACCCAGUACGAGGACGAUGAUCGUGUCACCAUAUCGACAGCCGGCUUGUUGCGGGAUGGGUUUCCAAAGCUAGUUGGAUUUGGUCAUGAAAGCCCAGUGCUCAGCUUCAUCAAGGACCAGAUCAACGACGCUGCGGACUCGAUCGUCCUGGCCGCCGAGGCGUUUAUAACCUCUUUCUCGGACAUCAUGACUCCUCCUCCACUUGACCCUUCCGACACGUCGAUCAAGCAAAUCAAACCCUUUCGUCGACGGAAAGACUACAUCUGGACCCAGUUUCAGCAUGGUCUGAACCUCCUGGAGCAAGGCGAGGUCCAGAAUGCCUUCGCAGACUUCCAAAGGGGCUGUGCCAUGGCCGAGGAGUAUCUGAUCCGCCCAUCGGAGUACACUCUCGUCAGUCUAUUGCUUGUUAUGGGGAACCGCCGUUGGAACCGCCACCGGCAGGUGUGGGAGUCGGUCCUGCAGUUCAUGUCGUCCAUGUCCGCAAAAGCUCUGGGGAAUCAGCACCCAUUGACGCACAUCAUGAGCAGAGUCGUGGAUUGGAACACGAUGCGCGGGGUUGCGCAACCUUGCCUGAACGCCAUGUUGGACCUCUAUCGACGGACACGGCUACUGGGACCGGCGCAUCCGGACGUGCUACUCCUGCAACAGACGCGCUCCGUGGAGCUGAUGCGCGCAGGCGAAUUCGAACGAAGCGAAUCCCUGAUUCACGAAUGCUGCCGCGUGAGCCGCCACGUCUACGGCGCCUCCAGCCUCGCGACGCGCAUCUGUCUGCGCCGGCUGGGCAAUUUGUACGUCGAGCAAGGGCGGUGGGACGACGCGGAGAGCGCCUUCGAGACGAUUCUCGCGCUGGAUUCUCAGGAGAAUUCCUACCAAGGCCCCGUGCACGAGAGCAGCAUCUUCACGUGCCAGAACCUGUCGCUCGUCAACUGUCGCAGGGGCGAUCUGGAAAAGAGCGACUACUGGGCCCGCCAGGAGCUGGAUCUCGCACUCAAGAUCUACGGUCCCGACGACGAGUACUAUGUCGACUGUGUGAGAAGGCGAGAUGCAAGGCUCAAUGGGGAACCAGAGCAGAAGUGGUUCUCAUGGCUCGAGGUCAGUUGA